Messenger RNA from Colias croceus (clouded yellow), 2554 nucleotides. RefSeq names its product tetratricopeptide repeat protein 27. The record is from RefSeq and is a predicted model, not a curated record. The transcript has 12 exons. Bases 199 to 2553 code for a protein of 784 amino acids. NCBI's taxonomy places the organism in Eukaryota, Metazoa, Arthropoda, Insecta, Lepidoptera, Pieridae. Gene Ontology annotation, molecular function: protein binding.
UCAUUCGCACAUUGCUGAUUGCACACAUGCACAUUACUUGUGUUGUUUACUGAAAACCUGUGCUGAUAUCACGCUGAAAACCUUAUGUAAAAACCACACAUGACUGGUUUUUUUAAUUUUUAUAUAAAUUCUUACACUGAAGAAGAGACUUAUACUGAGAGAUAAUUUGAAUACAAGACUUUAGAAGUGACUUUCAAAAUGAGUUUAGAAAAAAAUGAUAUUUUAUUUCUUUGCAAUUUUGAUGCAGAAAUUAGUGAUUCAGAGCCUGUAUUAUUAAAAAAUCUUUGGAGUGGUCAGUGGUAUGAAGAAAACGUGAAUUUAUGCAAAGAAUUAAUAUCUAGCCAGGAUAAUGAUGAUAUGAAGAACUUAUUAAAACGUUAUAAGGACGAUGAAAAUAACUUACAUGCUAUCUUUCAAAUGGGUGUUGGUGCAUUACUUACUUUUUGUGAAAAAAAUUGGAAUCCCCACCCAAAAGAAUUUAAUUUGGAAGAGUUUUUCAAAACAGAAUGGCCGAAAAACAUAAAUGUAUCUACACUAUUGCAGACUGAUUCUGAGCCAAUGUACAAUAAUAUUGUUUAUCCAGAGCUCUUAUAUUUCUCAAUACAGAUAUUUUCUGCAUUGUGCCACAUUAAUUCCGAUAUGCUAUACAACUGGUGGUUACUUAGAAGUAAAAUUGUUCACCAAAGAGUAUUGGAAGACAACAGUGCAAGUUUAUUCAUUGACAUAGAUUUAAUAGCCGCUAAGCUAUCUAACUUCUCGUUAAAGUUAUCAGAUCGUAACCUUCUUAUAUUGCUCAACUUAGAAUUGGCGCAAGCAUAUUUAGUGUAUGAUAGGAUACAACAGGUGGAAAGCCAUCUUCAAAGGGCAAUGAAAAUUGCUGGCUUGAAAUUGGAAUUGACGGGUGUAUUGGGAAAAAGAACAAAGUUCCAACAGAAGGCAUUACCGCAAUUGGCUCUUACCAGUGAACUUGACACCAACAUAGAGCGCACACCGGCAGAGGAAACUCACGGGAAUUCAGAGCUACCUCCUGAUGUGGAACUGCAGGAUGAUGUGCGGCUGAAUAAGAUCGCUUUUAACGAAAAGAUCAAUGAGGCAGACCUGCCUAGUCUGGAGCAGACAUUGUGUUUGUUGCAUGCGCAAUACCUCCUAAAAUCGCAGCCCAAAGACGAUCUUCUACAUGAAGAGCUACGUCCAUACAUUGAUGCGGUGAACAACCAGAAGAGUGGCCCGUGGUCCACUCGAGUAGCGGCUCUAUUGUUCCGUUGUAAGCUGGAAGCUAAACAUAAGAGAAGUGUGGAGCGAGCCAUGCUGCAGUGUGAGACUAUUGUUAACGAUAAGACUGGAGUGACUCCUACUAAUCGCCUUUCUUAUCUAUGGGCGUCUGGCCUAUCGCCAGCGUGGACCUGGCGGCAACAGUUGGCCGAUUUGUAUCUCAGCCUGGGUCUAGUGAAAGCGGCGCUGGAAGAAUAUCUAAAAUUGGAACUCUGGGAGGAUGUCAUUGUUUGUUAUACUAUGUUGCAGUUGAGACAUAAGGCUGCAGAAGUAAUUCAGCAACAAAUAGAUAUAAAUCCAACCGUGAAGCUAUACUGCCUUCUUGGAGAUGCGACUGAUGACGUAAACUGCUAUCGAACAGCGUGGGAGUUCUCCCAACAAAAGAGCAGCAGAGCUCAAAGGCACUGGGGUAAUUACCUGUUUGAUCGCAAACAGUAUGCAGAAUGCUUGCCUCAUUUCGAGAAGUCAGUUGAAAUCAAUCCUUUACAAGAAAAUGUCUGGAUGAGGAUGGGUUUCGCCGCACUAUCAACAGAGAACUGGGAGAAAUCAGCCACAGCGUAUAGACGAUAUACAUACCUGCAGCCGAAUUCGUUCGAAGCAUGGAACAACUUGGCCAAAGUUUACGUGAGCCAGGGAGAUAAGCAUAGGGCUUAUAGGGCCUUGAUGGAAGCUGUCAAACUUAACUAUGAUAAUUGGAAGCUAUGGGAGAAUGUGGUACUUGUGAGCGCAGCGGUUGGCCAAUACGAUGACGUCAUCCGCGGGAUCCACCGGAUCCUGGAUCUGCAGAACAAGUUCGAUGAUGUGGAAGUGUUAGUGCUGUUGGUGCGUGCGAUUGUGACGGCUGAUGAUGGUGAUGAACAAAGUAACGCUAGAUUGCAGAACCGUGUUCUUCAACUAUUUGGUAGAAUAACAUCAGUGCAUCCGAACAAUGAAAAGAUAUGGCGGUUGUACGUUGACAUCAGUCCUACAUAUUUGCUAAAGGCUCAGCGACUGCUUAGAGCUUAUAGAUGCGCUACGCAGAAUGGAAACUGGACGAACGACCCAGCACAGUGCAAGAAAGUGAUAGCCCUAACUCGAGACUUACUUGAAUACAGUGUGAAAGGGCGAAAGGAAGCUUUGGAUAAAGAAAUACUUCAAGCUGAUCAGCAACUGUCUUCCGCACGGUUAACAGCACAAGCGGUUAUAAGGGUCAUUGAAAGGCAAAUAUGGCCGGAUUCCGAUCUUGAAGAUUUAAGGGAAGAAUUUCGUAAUACUACUGAAUAUAUGAAAUCUGUAAUGUAAA